CUGCAGACUUCCUUUCCUCAAAACUCAACAUUUCAAUGGCAAAACUGCCCUCUUGGUGUGCAAAUUGAACAGGAUUCCUUGGGGAAGGGUCCCCAAACCAAACUUCCUGCCAUGAGUGACAACGAUGACUCAGCGGCCCUAAAGGACUGGGUAGAACUGCCCCCUGGAAGUUUCCGAAAUGGGAUUGAUCAGGUACAGUUUGGGCAACCAUGACCAGGUGGGCACGAGUCACGGCCACAGCUAACCGGAGACCUUUGGCGGCAACACCAUGGCAGGAUAUGAAGAAGGGGCCCAAAGACGGAGGAAGUCAAAGCCAAGCCAAGGGGAAAUCAUUCGAAGCCCAUGGACUGCCCCUGAAAAAUGACACACUCCAAACAAAACACAAAAGGAACAAAAAGAAAAAAGAGUACUUAAAUGAAGAUGUGAAUGGGUUCAUGGACUACCUAAGGCAGAGCUCACAGGUGGCUCACAAUGGGGAGAGGGGAGCAGCUGUCAGUGCAGAAAUCAGGGAAGACAUUGCACUUGCUCUAAAGAAAGACAGUCGGAGGGAAGGAAGAAGAUUAAAAAGGCAAACAGCAAAGAAAAAUGCAAUGGUCUGCUUCCAUUGUAGACAACCUGGACAUGGGGUUGCAGACUGCCCAGCUGCCCUUGACACUCAGGAUACAGGCACUGGAAUCUGUUAUCGUUGCGGGUCCACAGAGCACGAGAUAACUAAGUGCAAGGCUAAAGUGGACAUAGCUCUUGGUGAAUUUCCUUUCGCAAAAUGUUUCGUGUGUGGGGAGAUGGGACACCUGUCCAGAUCUUGUCCUGAGAACUCCAAAGGCGUCUAUGCUGAUGGUGGUGGCUGCAGACUUUGUGGCUCCGUGCAACACUAUCAGAAAGACUGCCCAGAAACGAAGAACUCCGAUCGAGCGGUCACGGUUGGUCGCUGGGAAAAGGGAAUGAGUGCAGACCAUGAAGACGUUUUGGAUGCUCCUAAGCUACAGGCACCCAGAACCAGGUUGCCCAAAGUUGUUCAUUUCUGAACAUGUCUGCUCCCCAGAGGGACUGGGCUUCCUGGGAGGCCCGUGAGAUCCGGUCACGGCCAAGCCUCGUUUCCUGGGUUUGGCCAGCCAAGGAGGACCUUCUUCCACAGUUUGGAGAACACCCUGGAAACAGUCCUCGAUGUUUACAUGAACUUCCCCAAAACUCAACGAACACACGGCACCUGGGUAUAACUCGGCUGUACGUACCUGAUUAACAAUCCUCUUUCUUAAAAACAAUCUCGCAUUAAUGCAAACCACUGUAAACAAAAGGUCUCUUUGCCUUUGAAGAUCAACUUUUCUCAUACUGUUUUCUUCAAAGUGGAAAUCUUAUUAUUACAAUAGAAAUGUAUUUAAAAUGGCCACAAAAUUGCUGUAUUUUUACAAUACAGAAUAAAAGCCAUUUACCUGGC
This is a messenger RNA of Echinops telfairi (small Madagascar hedgehog), 1435 nucleotides long. It is a transcript of the gene ZCCHC9, whose product is annotated as zinc finger CCHC-type containing 9. Lineage: Eukaryota; Metazoa; Chordata; Mammalia; Afrosoricida; Tenrecidae. The transcript is spliced from 6 exons. Gene Ontology annotation, molecular function: nucleic acid binding; zinc ion binding. The coding region runs from base 210 to 1025 and encodes 271 amino acids. The record is from RefSeq and is a predicted model, not a curated record.